Molecule: messenger RNA, 660 nt
Organism: Ananas comosus (pineapple)
Lineage: Eukaryota; Viridiplantae; Streptophyta; Magnoliopsida; Poales; Bromeliaceae
Product: probable pre-mRNA-splicing factor ATP-dependent RNA helicase DEAH9
Exons: 5
Coding region: 118-411 (97 amino acids)
Cellular component (GO): intracellular anatomical structure
Molecular function (GO): RNA binding
Source: RefSeq, a predicted model, not a curated record
AAUCUGGUGGUGGUACCAAUAUCAAAGGCUCUUGCACAGCAAAGGGCUGGGAGAGCUGGAAGAGUACAACCUGGGAAGUGUUAUAGGCUCUACACAGAAGAAUAUUACCUCAAGGAAAUGUCUCCAGAAGGAAUCCCAGAGAUGCAACGAUCAAACGUCGUCUCGUGCAUAAUACAACUAAAGGCCUUAGGUAUAGAUAAUAUAUUAGGUUUUGAUUGGAUAGCUUCUCCAUCACCAGAGGCGAUGGUACGAGCUCUUGAAGUUCUGUACUCUCUUGGUAUUAUCGAUGAAGAUGCAAAACUUACGUCACCCACCGGCUUUCAAGUUGCGGAGAUUCCAUUAGUUUCAGACGCAUCUAGCGCUCGUAAUAUUCAUCCACAACCUCAUUGCCCUUCAGGUUCAACAUCUUAAUUGCCGAGCUCACUACGACUGGAUCUGAUAUGAUAUUAUUAGCUUUUGUUUUCAUUUCUCCUUCUCUUGGGUUGAAAAACUAGAAAUUAUUGGUAUUGUGAUUUAGUGACUAAAUACUCGUUUAAAGAUAUAUGGAUAAUACCUUGAGAUAUUUUGGUAUUAAUUAGUGUAACUAUAAAACUUCUUUUAUAUGCUUUUUUUGUUAAUGCAAAUCAAGGCGAAUAAAAUUAAAGGUAUGCUUAAUGAUAA